UAAUUAUAAGACUCAAAAGUCAUAACAAAAUUAAGUUCUACUCUGCAACAUCUCAUUCUCUCUUCUUCAGUUACACUUCCUCGGCUGAUUUUUAUUUUCGAGAGAUAGAGAAUUAGAGACCUAAUGGCGAUGACCAGUACCAUGCAGCUCUUAGUAUUGAGUUUUCUCGUAAUAGCCUCACUGUUUCUUGGGGCAACGGUGGCUCCUCCAGCAAGUUUGAUCUCCACGCCCGAUCAGGCAUUGAAGGAUAAAGCCGACUUGAUUGUCGCCAAGGAUGGCAGCGGCAACUUCACCACGGUGAAUGAAGCGGUUGCAGCAGCUCCAGAGAAUGGUGUGAAGCCUUUUGUCAUCUACAUCAAAGAAGGGUUAUACAAGGAAGUUAUUCGUAUCGGGAAGAAGAAAACUAACUUAACCCUCGUUGGCGACGGCAGAGACUUGACGGUCCUCAGCGGCGAUUUGAACGGCGUUGAUGGCAUCAAGACUUUCGACUCCGCAACACUUGCUGUAGAUGAGAGUGGAUUUAUGGCUCAAGAUUUGUGUAUUCGGAACACAGCUGGGCCAGAGAAGCGGCAGGCCGUGGCUCUCCGUAUUAGCACUGAUAUGACGAUCAUUUAUCGUUGCAGGAUCGACGCGUAUCAAGACACCCUUUAUGCAUAUUCGGGUAGACAAUUCUACCGAGAUUGUUAUAUUACGGGAACCGUCGAUUUCAUUUUCGGACGGGCAGCUGCGGUAUUUCAAUAUUGCCAAAUCGAGGCACGUAAACCGGGGAUAGGACAAACCAACAUCUUGACUGCUCAAUCUCGCGAGGAAGAUACUGCAACUUCGGGAUUUUCGUUCCAGAAAUGCAACAUCAGUGCAAGUUCUGACCUCACUCCAAUUAAAGGAACUGUAAAGACGUUUCUGGGACGUCCGUGGCGUGCAUUCUCGAGAGUAGUAUUCAUGGAGUCGUUUAUAGACGAUGUCAUCGAUCGAGCGGGUUGGACUCCAUGAAACAUAACUGAUAUUGGAACCCUAUCGACCUUGUACUAUGGUGAAUACAAAAAUACGGGUCCAGGAGCAGAUACAAGUAAAAGAGUCGGUUGGAAAGGAUAUCACACAAUCACCCUUAAUGAAGCUACAAGUUUUACAGUGGAAAAACUUCUACAGGGACAUUUGUGGAUUAACGCUAGUAUAGUUCCAUUCGAAUUAGGACUUUGAUUAUUUUAUGUUGUUUAUUAACUAGAUUAUAAUUGUGCUG
Molecule: messenger RNA, 1237 nt
Organism: Arabidopsis thaliana (thale cress)
Lineage: Eukaryota; Viridiplantae; Streptophyta; Magnoliopsida; Brassicales; Brassicaceae
Product: Pectin lyase-like superfamily protein
Exons: 3
Coding region: 124-990 (288 amino acids)
Biological process (GO): pectin catabolic process; cell wall modification
Molecular function (GO): pectinesterase activity
Source: RefSeq, marked reviewed